Messenger RNA from Petromyzon marinus (sea lamprey), 1769 nucleotides. Its product is annotated as carbonic anhydrase 7-like. Gene Ontology annotation, biological process: regulation of intracellular pH. Gene Ontology annotation, molecular function: carbonate dehydratase activity; zinc ion binding. The record is from RefSeq and is a predicted model, not a curated record. NCBI's taxonomy places the organism in Eukaryota, Metazoa, Chordata, Hyperoartia, Petromyzontiformes, Petromyzontidae. Gene Ontology annotation, cellular component: cytoplasm.
GCGAGAGGGAGGGAUGGGGGGAGGGGCCGGGUAUCCGCUCUGUUACGUCUGGCACGCGGCCUCGUGCGUCGGCACUUGUGCGGAAACCGUCCUCGUUCGUGGAAGUCCAGCGCUGCUGCAUCUGCCCGGCUGACUUGGCGACUGGCGAGCAUGUCUUGGGGUUACGGAAAGGAUAAUGGGCCCUCGUGCUGGGCCCGCGAGUACCCCGUGGCGAAGGGGCCCCGGCAGUCCCCCAUCGACAUCGACCCGGACUCGGUGGAGCGCGACCCCUCCGUCGACCCCCUGCGCCUGCGCUACAGCCCGAGGGCGUCCCGCCAGCUGUCGAACACCGGCUCCUCCUUCAUGCUCUCCUUCCACGACUCCAGCCACAAGGGCGCGUGCGUCAUAGAAGGGGGGGGUCUCCAUGGACCUUACCGACUCCGCCAGCUGCACAUGCACUGGGGCUCGCACGACCAUGUCGGCUCGGAGCACACGGUGAAGGGGAAAACGUAUCCCGCAGAGCUGCACCUGGUGCACUGGAGUGCGGACCGCUACGCGAGCUUCCAGGAGGCGGCUGUGGCCCCCGAUGGCCUGGCGGUGGUCGGCGUCUUCCUGGAGGUGAGCGAGGAGCACAGGGAGUUGAAGAAGAUCACCGAUCUCCUGCCGAGAAUCACCACCAAGGGCUCCGCCGUGGACGUGCGUGGCGUGAACCCGGCGCUGCUGUUGCCGCCGUCGCUGUCGCUGUGGAGCUACGCGGGCUCCCUCACCACGCCGCCGCUUUACGAGAGCGUCUCCUGGCUCAUGCUGCAGCAGCCCAUACACGUGAGCCGCGAGCAGCUGUCACGCUUCCGCGAGCUCAGCUUCUCCGGGGAGAACGAAAAGAGCCGACCCAUGGUGGACAACUUCCGACCGCCGCAGCCACUGUGUGGCCGAGUCGUCACUGCCUACCCGUGAUGACCUCGACCCUUGACUCCUGACCGUCACCUUUGACCUCUGACUGGGCUUGCCACGACUCUGUUCCUCGUGACCCACCGCUGCUGCCUCGUAGGUCAAUAUCAAACUCCAGAAGCAGUCCCUCGGUUUUACGUUUUUUUAAUCCAUUCCAUGAAAACUACUGUUAACCCCAAUAACCGUUCAUCGAAGAGAGAGCCGGUCUCCACCGCCACACAGAGAACAUAAUCACGUGAACAAAGCCAGUCGAGGUCCGAACGCCUAUAAAUGAGCGUCCCUGAUUGGCUGAGGGCAUGGCUCAGCUCUGCUUACAAGUGCUCGGAUUGGCCGAAAUUGGCGCCCCGCGUGUAUAACGUAAACGUGCCGUUCGCCCAAAUGUUAACAUUCAGUCGAAAUCAUGGCGGUCCUAUGGGAGGCGAAACGAUAACCUAAAACCGUUAACCGAUGUCACUGUUAACCGAGGGACUACCGUGCAACCCCUUAUCUAACGGUGAGAGAGGCGGUGGGGGGGGGGGGGUCCCUUUCCUACGCACAUUUCCAUCAGCAUUGGUUGAAGCGAGCCUGACUGCUGGGGCCACAUGCUGAAUGGUCACAAACCAGCCCAGAGUUCUCCUUGCACGAAACCAAUGCCGAUGGAAUAAUAAUAAUAUAUAAUGAUAUGCGCUCCCAGAGGGCUGCCGUAUGGCUGAUGGGAUUCGUGAAAAAAAAUUACACUUUUUUAUUUAUUCAUGCAGAAAUGGGGUACGGUGCGAAUUUGUCCACUUAAUUCGUUUUGUUGAGCAAUCAUCUGGCGCGUGUAAGUAGCGUGUAGGAGAGGAGUGGCGGGGGGAGACACCCGG